CUCCGGUAGAAGUCUAAAAGGGCGAGGGCGGGCUGGCCCUGCCUCCCGCCGGCCGGCACCGUCACCGUCCUGCACCUCCCGUCCCCUCCCCGCGCCCGGCCGUGGGCGGCCCUGCUGAGGUGGUGAGCACGCGCUGGUUCACCAUUAACAGAGUCAAGCUGACCAAGCAACUCACCACAGCUGUUUUCCCCUCUACAAUCCUACUUGUAGUGGACUCACAGGAAGAUGGUUGGGGAUCUGGAAAGUAAGUUGUUUGCUGUCUUAUUUCUGCUCAGCACAGCACAAGCAGGAAAUACAGGCAGACUCUCAGGGCAUCACUGUGCUGACUUCCAGACAGCAAAUAUCCUACGGGGUAGUAAACUUAAGGUCCAAUUUCUUCUGUUCACCUCCUCAAGCCCCAGCUGUGGGGAGCUGAUUUUAGCUGAUGAUGACAUCAAGAAAAGCAGCUUCAACAGCAGCCUGGAAACAAAGAUCAUAAUCCAUGGCUUCAGGGCUUUGGGUACCAAACCUUCCUGGAUUGAAGGGCUUGUCCAUGCCAUACUGCACACAAGCCAGGUUAACGUGAUCGCAGUAGACUGGGUUUAUGGUUCUACAGGAGCCUAUCCCUCUGCAGUGGAAAAUGUCACACAGCUGGCCCUCUCCAUCUCACAGUUCAUCAGCAAGCUCCUGGCCCUGGGAGUCUCAGGGACAUCCAUCCAUAUCAUUGGGGUAAGCCUUGGUGCACAUGUCGGGGGCCUGGUGGGACACUUCCAUGGUGGUCAGCUGGGACGGAUAACAGGGCUGGAUCCCGCAGGCCCUAAGUAUACCAGAGCCAGCCCUGAGGAACGCCUGGAUCCUGGAGAUGCCCUCUUUGUGGAAGCCAUUCAUACUGAUGCUGACAAUUUUGGGAUCCGGAUUCCUGUAGGCCACAUUGAUUAUUUUGUGAAUGGAGGCAAAGAUCAGCCAGGAUGCCCCCGGUUCAUCUCUGCAGGUUAUAAGUAUCUGAUCUGCGAUCACAUGAGGGCAGUGCAUCUCUAUGUCAGUGCCUUGAAACAUUCCUGUCCGAUCCUGGCAUUUCCCUGUGCAAGUCAUCAAGAUUUUUUAAACGGUCAUUGCGUGGACUGUGUUGACCCUUUCCUGUUCUCCUGUCCCAGAAUAGGCCUGCUGGAACAGGCAGGUGUCGAGAUGAGAAAGCUGCCAAAGGAAGUGAAAGUUUAUUUAAUGACCAGUACCUCAGCCCCAUUCUGUGUCCAUCACAGCCUGGUUGAGUUCCAGUUGCAGACGAAAAGAAAUGUAGUCACCAGCAUUGAGAUCACUUUCUGCAGCAACAGUACCAACGACUCGGCAAAAAUCACCAUACCUAAGCUCCAGGUGAUGGGCAAACAGCUGCUGGCCCACAGAGUUCCCCUCUGCCAGAUAAACAGCGUGACACUGAAGUAUCUCCCCAAGAAUAAAUUUUGGAGGAAGGAUGAGUCAUCCAUCGUGGGCAAGUUCUGUGCAGCCCAGCUGCCUCUCGAUAGCAACAGGACAAUGUCAUGCCUGCCCUGGAACAUCACCCUCCCAGGCAACACAAAUGUCUCCUAUGAGCUGCCUGCUACAUGUGCCUAGCACUGCCUUCGGAGCAUGCAGGCAUACCCAAACGGGAAAGGAGCCCUAAACCUGUUGCUGCUCUCUGCUCACGGAUGAUACUUCCACCAUAAAACUGGACGGGUUGCUUACUUCCUGCAUGAAGGACGGGACAUCAAGGAAAAUUAAGUGUGUGGGAGAUCAGUGGGUACAAGGCUGGCUGGUUACAGCAAGACCUCUCAGUUAAAAGACUGGAUUGGGACUUUUAUCUCAUGGGUUCUGUAUCCAGCUCUGAGACGGGCAAGUCAUUUAAUCUCAAGGUUUGGAUCUCUAUGAAAGGAGGAGGAGAUAAUAUCACUCUUUCUGUGACGGGACUACUGGGAUGAUUCAUUUGUAUUUUAUAUUAAAGUGUCCUGAGAUCUUCAUAUUAAA
Falco peregrinus (peregrine falcon) is the source of this 1977-nucleotide messenger RNA. RefSeq names its product phospholipase A1 member A (gene PLA1A). Gene Ontology annotation, molecular function: carboxylic ester hydrolase activity; lipase activity. The coding region runs from base 226 to 1587 and encodes 453 amino acids. Gene Ontology annotation, biological process: lipid metabolic process. The transcript has 12 exons. The record is from RefSeq and is a predicted model, not a curated record. NCBI's taxonomy places the organism in Eukaryota, Metazoa, Chordata, Aves, Falconiformes, Falconidae.